Sclerotinia sclerotiorum 1980 UF-70 is the source of this 2262-nucleotide messenger RNA. RefSeq lists its product as hypothetical. The record is from RefSeq and is a predicted model, not a curated record. Bases 1 to 2262 code for a protein of 753 amino acids. Gene Ontology annotation, molecular function: RNA binding. NCBI's taxonomy places the organism in Eukaryota, Fungi, Ascomycota, Leotiomycetes, Helotiales, Sclerotiniaceae. The transcript has 2 exons.
AUGUCUGAAGGAAGAAAAAGACCAUUCAAUGAAGAUUCUGUCAUCGAGGCAGUAUCUGAAGAAACUCAAGGGCAUACCUCGAAAAAACUCAGAAAAGAAACAAAUGCAUCUGCCCGCCGUUCAUUGUUUGUUCGUUCUUUACCUGCGACAGCUACAACAUCAGCAUUGACUGAAUUGUUUUCCGACAAUUAUCCCUUAAAGCACGCUACAGUUGUACUCGAUCCGGUCACGAAGCAAUCAAAAGGAUAUGGAUUCGUUACCUUUGCAGAUGCGGAAGAUGCUCAGAGGGCUCUGGACGAAUUCAAUGGUCAAUCAUUUCAAGGUCGCAAAAUGAAAAUUGAGAUAGCUCAGCCACGUUCCAGAGAAACGAUCGCGAAAAGUGGAGAGGAGGGAUUGCCAGUGAAAAGGAAGAGUGCAAUUGCUACUGAAGCUGCUGUCGUUAAAAAAGCUCGACAGGAGAAAUUGGCCGAAUCAAAAGCACCUCCUAAACUUAUCAUUCGAAAUCUGCCAUGGAGUGUCAAAACUCCUGAUGAAUUGGCUAAACUGUUCAUGGGUUUUGGAAAAGUUAAAUAUGCUACAUUGCCUAAAGUCAAGGGGAAGGAGGCCGGGUUUGGAUUUAUUGUUAUGCGAGGCAAGAAAAAUGCGGAAAAGGCAUUGGCUGCAGUCAACGGACGUGAGAUUGAUGGCAGACAAUUAGCUGUAGAUUGGGCUGUUGAGAAGGAUGUCUGGGAAAAGAAAAAGACUGAGGAUGCGGAUAUGAGUGAUGCGGAAAGUCGCGAGGACGAGCCCGAAGAACCAAACAACAAGGCGGACGAUGACGAUGAAGAUGUGGACGAUGAUGUUGCCAAUUUUAUGAAGAACUUUGGAGAUCAAUUAGAAUCGGAGGAUGAGAGUGAUCCUGAGGCAGUUGAAGAUAAUGAGGACGACAUUGAAGAUGAAGACGAUGAAGACGAUGAUAAUGAGGACGUGGAUGAUUUCGAAGAUAUGGAUGACGAUGAAGAGGAGGAGGAGAAGCCCAAGAAGAAUUUCAUCACCGAUAAUUCCUCGACACUCUUUAUUCGCAACCUCCCCUUUACAACUCUUGAUGCAACCUUGAAGGAACAUUUUGAACAAUUUGGCCCUGUUAGAUAUGCUCGAGUGGUCAUGGAUAAGGCAACUGAUCGUCCUAAGGGUACUGGCUUUGUUUGUUUUUACAAUGUCGAAGAUGCCGAUUCUUGUUUCCGAAACUGCCCCAAGUAUCAACCCACAGGCGCCAACGCAAUCAAGAAGGGCGAUACUCCACAAAUCAAGCACUCCCUCUUGGAACCGGAAAACGCAGAUUCAACAGGUGCUUACACCAUCGAUGGACGACUUCUUCAGAUAUCCAAGGCCGUUGAGAAGGACCAAGCAGUGAAGCUUACCGAGGAAGGAUCACAUUUCCGUGAUAACCGCGACAAAGAUAAACGAAAGCUGUACCUUCUUCAAGAGGGUACCGUGGCUAAGGGCACACCUCUCUACGAUUUACUUCCGCCUUCUGAGGUUAAAAUGCGCGAAGAUAGCGCCAUGCAAAGAAAGAAACUUAUCCAAGGCAAUCCCACUCUGCAUCUAAGUCUCACCCGUCUGGCCAUUCGUAAUAUACCCCGCAACAUCGAUUCAAAAGCACUCAAAGCUUUAGCCCGUGAAGCUGCCGUUGGAUUUGCCACAGAUGUGAAAGAAGGAAAACGCCAACAACUUUCAAAAGAGGAAUUAGCACGAGGAGGCGAGGAGAUGCGCGAAGCCGAAAAGCAAAGAAAAGCCAAAGGAAAGGGUAUCGUCCGACAAGCUAAAGUUGUAUUCGAAGGUAGAGAAGGCAAGAAAGUUAGUGAGGAGAGCGGAGCGGGAAAAUCAAGAGGAUACGGUUUCGUCGAAUACUCAAGUCACAGAUGGGCACUCAUGGGUCUUCGGUGGUUAAACGGCCACGCACUCAAAAACUCUCAAGGAAAAACACAAAGAAUGAUCGUUGAGUUCGCUAUCGAAAAUGCACAAGUCGUCUCGAGACGAAAAGAACAGGAAGAAAAAGCUCGUAAUCGUUCCAAAGAAGUUUCAGAUAAAAUUGCCAAGGGUGAAAUCCGCAAAGCCGAUGACGACCUACCCUCACAAAAAGAUAGUAAGAGACCAAGAAAUUCAUCGACAAAUGGUGCAAAUGCAACUGAAGGAAAUGACGAUGAUGGAAAAAAGAGGAGAAAAGCACAAAUUAUCCAGAAAAAGAGGAUGAUGAGGAGAAAUAGAAAGGGUGGUGCUUAG